Molecule: messenger RNA, 1368 nt
Organism: Gilbertella persicaria
Lineage: Eukaryota; Fungi; Mucoromycota; Mucoromycetes; Mucorales; Choanephoraceae
Exons: 2
Source: RefSeq, a predicted model, not a curated record
UUAGAGAAGAAAAUUCAAGCAUUAGAAACUCAGCUUGCACUUUACGUUCAACGUGAGUCAGAGCUAGAAAGCCAAUUGUUUAUUCUUCAACAGUCUAAAAAAAAAGAAUCCAAAAACGCACUAGACCGUAUAAACAAACACAUUCACCAAUUCGUAUUUCAGUCAAAACAAACUGACUUUGUUAAGAAAGACUCAUACAACAUCCUAUUUGAUGAAUCAAAUCAAGACAGUGGAGGCCUGAAUGACAUUUUUACACUCGAUCAACUGGAAGACGACUGUUCAGUCCUGAUGACAGACAAUGAGCCUAAGGCGUUCUUUCUACCUCGACUCAUAUCCAUGGUACAAGACUUUGUACAAUCCAAUGAUAAGCCAAUCCAUGAGUUUUGCAUGGAUCUGAACAGUGCUUUAGACCAGCUUGAGAAACAAUGGGCCGACUGUCAGGAAGAAAAAGUAGAGUAUGAGACAACACUUGACAUGAUGCGAAGGGAAAUGGAAACCAUUCUAGAUGAACUGGAGGACACAAAACAACAGAGGCUGCGCUACAAGACUCAAGUAACUCGAAUGCGUGAAGCGCUUCAAAAGAGAACUAGUUUUGAAGAAGAUGAAGAAAAAGAAGCUAUGCGAUUGCUUUAUAAUGAGGCAGAAAGACAAUCGGCAGAUCUGGAUCGAGAAUGCAAGCGACAAUCACUCGCACUUUCUAGUUUACGCAACGAAAUCAAAAGCGUUGAAGCAAAGUAUCAAACUCUUAAGCUAGAAAAAAACAAACAAUUGAUUCAACUCGAACAUCAUAUUGGACAAUUAGCAUUAAAGAACAAAGAGCCAUGCGAUGGAGUGCAAAUGGCGUUAAGAGCAUCCAAAGCAGAUGCUUCAUUGUUGCGAACACGAAUUUAUCAACUCGAAAAGCAAGUUUCAGUAACUAGCCAUCUUUUCUAUGAUAUCAAUCAGUUACAGUUUGUGCUGCAAAGCAAGUCGAAUCAAGCAAAUGAUUAUCAGAUGAAAGCUAAUCAAAUCGAAAUGGAACAAAGGCUAUGGAAACAAGAACAGUGUAAAUUGUUACGAAAGCAGCAUGAUAUUGAUCUUUUGAAUAUGCAUCGUGAUAUGAGGAAUUUAGCCUCUUAUCUCUGUGAACUUGAGGAUGAGAUUGAGCAACUCAAACUUACUCACAAGCAUGAAUUAGCCUUUUUUCAAUUUCAGACAACGAUAGAUUAUGAAAGAAAAGUACAACGCCUAUAUCUAGCGCAGCAACUGAAGGAGCGAGAAUUAGAACAUCAAAUGGAUGUUCUAUUCCAGAAGAAUCAGACUUUAAGAGAUGAAUCACUCGUAUUGUACGGCCGAAAUCUUUUGCUUGUUGAUCAGUUAGGAAAAAUA